AUGGAAGAUGACAGUGAACCCGAGCAAAGCUCCUGGGCCUAUCUACCUGAUGUCUGUCUGAGGCUUGUCUUCCAUUGGUUAGAUGACAGGGACAGAUCUCGGGCUGCCUUGGUCUGUAAAAAAUGGAGUUGCACCAUGCACUCUGGAUCUCUCUGGAGAUGCAGAACCAUCACCUUCUAUGGCCAACCAUCAAGGGCACACACAUUGGAGUUUCAAAGUGCACUGUGGUAUACCAAGAAAUUUGGCAAGUAUUUGAAGCACCUUGAGAUCAAGUUAUCGAAUCCUUACAAUACUCCCUUUAUCAAAAAAUUUCAAGUGAUUAUGAGAGGUCUUCUUUCACAUCUGGGUAAGUGUAAUAGUCACCUAGUAUCUCUAAGCAUCAAGUACCUAGAAUUAGACUGCUUGAUCUGGAAAAAUGUGGUUAGGGCUCAGUUUAUCAAGAAUUUAGCUACCUUCCUGAAAAGAAUGAGCAAUCAACUUGAUUAUCUUAACUUAAAAGGAGCAAGAAUAACUUUGGAAGAAGGCUGUGAGCUUCUGAAUUCUCUAAGCAGUUUGACAAAUAGAAGCUUCAUAUCUGAAAUCAAUAUUGAGGAUUUCUUCAGUCUCCACCUUUCUGUCUACAGCAGUACCUUGUUCCACCAAACUAUGUCUAAGUUCCACAGGCUGACCAUCCUGACUUUCAAUUAUAACUGCAUCUCUGAUGAACUGCUAGACAUCCUGCGGGAGCGCAGCUCUCAUUCCCUGUGCACCUUGAAUAUCAAGUGUCAUAUCCAUGACCCUCAUGGGCAAGUGGUCUCAGGAAUGUCAUGGGCAAACUUGGCCAAGAGAGCCCCAAAACUGAAUGUGAAUUUCUUCUUUGAAAGAGUCAUGAAGCAUGAUCACCUAGCUAGGAUUCUGCUAGAGGAGAUCCCAGUUAGGAGCAUCAGCCUACGGAGCUGUUAUUUUAGUGACCCAGACUGGACAAUGAGACCUACCCUCACCAACCUUCUCCCAGCUUACUGGCAUGGUCUGCAGAAAUUAACACUUGAAUUAAACAAUGACCAUGAGUUGCUGGACAAUGAGCUGCUACAGCUUAUCUUAUCAUGCAAGAGGUUGUUAUUUCUGAAAGUCUGGGCAUUUCUAAGUGUCAGCUUUAUGGAGAGACUGCUACAAAACCGUGCAGAAAGGAAAUGCAUUUUGACUACCAUAAAGGUCAGGAUUUACACAGCCCAAGACGACAGCACUGAGGAGGAGCGGCUGCUGGCUGAUAUUUACAGGAAAUUCAAGUACCUGAUUGACUCAGAACUUAAUUAUUUUGUCAUCACCUACCCAGUGGUGUAA
Molecule: messenger RNA, 1320 nt
Organism: Onychostruthus taczanowskii (white-rumped snowfinch)
Lineage: Eukaryota; Metazoa; Chordata; Aves; Passeriformes; Passeridae
Gene: FBXO39
Product: F-box protein 39
Exons: 3
Coding region: 1-1320 (439 amino acids)
Molecular function (GO): protein binding
Source: RefSeq, a predicted model, not a curated record